AUGGCUUCUUACUCUAACAGAAGCCUACUCAUACCUGAAUCAGCUGCUGAAUCACCACCUUCUCAUCUGACCUGGUUUUACCCUGAGGAGCUCUUUGCAUCACCGAAAUCAAACUCCGGUUCGUCGGAUGGAACCCAACUCAGCCAUGAACCAGGUUCGUCUGUUGCUCCUAUAAGUGCCAUUCCAGCACCAGUCGAGCAGCCGGUGAAGGAAGAGAGCUCGAACAGUAAAACUUCAAAGGCUAGGAAAGCUACUUCUAACAAAGCUCAUUCCAAGGCAUUGAAACCAAAGCAGUCAAAGAAGAUGAAGAAGAAGACAAGCUCUUGUCCUGAAGCCAAGCGUGAGAAGAAGGACCUGAACGUGGAUUUCCAUCAAUCGGACUUUGAUUUCUCUGGUGUGCCUUCCCCAGUUUGCUCUUGCACUGGUGUCCCUAGAGUUUGCUACAAGUGGGGCGCUGGUGGGUGGCAAUCCUCUUGUUGUACUAUAAACAUUUCCGAAUAUCCUCUGCCUAUGAGUUCCACGAGGCCUGGUGCUCGUGUCGCUGGGAGGAAAAUGAGCAACGGGGCUUACACGAAGCUCCUGCACAAACUGGCAGCCGAAGGCUGUGAUCUGUUUUGUCCGGUGGAUUUGAAGGAUCAUUGGGCUAGACACGGCACUAACAAGUUUGUUACAAUCAAAUAG
Molecule: messenger RNA, 681 nt
Organism: Linum tenue
Lineage: Eukaryota; Viridiplantae; Streptophyta; Magnoliopsida; Malpighiales; Linaceae
Source: the annotation of a GenBank genome assembly